Messenger RNA from Sceloporus undulatus (fence lizard), 597 nucleotides. It is a transcript of the gene FAU, whose product is annotated as FAU ubiquitin like and ribosomal protein S30 fusion. Bases 150 to 551 code for a protein of 133 amino acids. Gene Ontology annotation, biological process: translation. Lineage: Eukaryota; Metazoa; Chordata; Lepidosauria; Squamata; Phrynosomatidae. The transcript is spliced from 5 exons. The record is from RefSeq and is a predicted model, not a curated record. Gene Ontology annotation, cellular component: ribosome; cytosolic small ribosomal subunit. Gene Ontology annotation, molecular function: protein binding; structural constituent of ribosome.
UGAGCUCGGGUUAAUCCUAGAGCGGCCUGAGUGCGCCUGCGCGCGUCUCCCUCGAAGCCCCGCCCCUGCUUCCGGUCCUCCUUUCCUGUAGUCUCCGUGCUCCAGGCGGCGACCUUUCUCUCUCUUCCUCCAUUUUGGAAGGCGCAGCCAUGCAGCUCUUCAUUCGUGCUCAGAACCUGCACACCCUCCAGGUCUCCGGCCAAGAAACAGUCGCUCAGCUUAAGGCCCAGGUCGAGUCCUUGGAGGGCAUUGCUCUUGAGGAUCAGGUAGUUCUCCUGGGAGGGACUCCCUUGGAAGAUGAUGCGGUCAUCGGACAAUGCGGGGUCAGCGACCUCGCCACCUUGGAGGUUGCUGCGCGCAUGUUGGGCGGUAAGGUCCAUGGGUCCUUGGCGCGUGCUGGAAAAGUGAGGGGCCAGACCCCAAAGGUUGCCAAGCAAGAGAAGAAGAAGAAGAAGACUGGGCGCGCCAAGAGGCGCAUGCAGUACAACCGGCGCUUUGUCAACAUUGUGCCAGGCUUUGGCAAGAAGAAGGGGCCCAAUGCCAACUCCUAAGCAGCACCCACUUGUCUAAUAAAUGUGAGAGUGGUCUGGACCAUUA